AUGGAGGAAUGGAAUCAAACCACCAGUGGAUUCUUCUUGCUGGGGUUGUUUCCCCCAACAAGAGCUCGCCUAUUUCUCUUCCUUCUGGUUUUUCUCAUCUUCCUGAUUGCAUUCUUAGGUAACUCAAUCAUGAUUCUCCUCAUUAGUGUGGAUCGCCACCUCCAUACUCCCAUGUACUUCCUACUGAGUCAUCUCUCCCUUAUGGACUUAAUGUAUAUUUGCAGUACAGUUCCCAAAAUGACUAUGAACUUCCUAUCUGGGGAUAAUUCAAUUUCCUUUGUUGGUUGUGGAUUCCAAAGUGUCUGUUUUUUACUCACAGGAGGGGUUGAAGCUCUACUACUAGUAGGCAUGGCCUAUGACCGUUAUGUGGCCAUUUGUCGCCCCCUGCACUAUCCUAUUCUAAUGAGCAAAAGAAUGUGCUUAUUCAUGAUUGCAGGGUCCUGGGUCUUCUCAUCCAUCAAUGCCAUAUCACACACAGUGUAUGCAUUCCAUAUUCCCUACUGUAAAUCCAGAGUUAUUAACCACUUCUUCUGUGACAUCCCAGCCAUGCUUCCUCUGGCUUGCAUUGAUACACAGACCUAUGAGUACACAGUGUUCUUUAGCACCAACAUAUUUCUUUUGGUCCCUUUCAUUGGCAUUAUGACAUCCUAUGGUCGAGUUCUCUUCGCUAUCUACCAUAUGCGCUCAUCCCAAGGGAAGAAGAAAGCUUUCACCACCUGUUCCACUCAUCUCACUGUGGUGACCUUCUACUAUGCCCCCUUUACCUAUACUUAUCUCCAGCCCCCAGCUUUCCGCUAUCCAGAAGAGGAUAAAAACUUGGCUGUCUUUUAUACCAUCCUCACCCCCAUGCUUAACCCCAUCAUCUACAGCCUAAGGAAUAAGGAGGUCUUGGGAGCCCUGAGGAGAGUCUUUGGGAAAGCCUUACCUAAGAAAGAAGAGCUUGGUUUAUAA
Gracilinanus agilis (Agile Gracile Mouse Opossum) is the source of this 951-nucleotide messenger RNA. RefSeq names its product olfactory receptor 2L3-like. Lineage: Eukaryota; Metazoa; Chordata; Mammalia; Didelphimorphia; Didelphidae. The record is from RefSeq and is a predicted model, not a curated record. The transcript has a single exon. The coding region runs from base 1 to 951 and encodes 316 amino acids. Gene Ontology annotation, cellular component: membrane. Gene Ontology annotation, molecular function: olfactory receptor activity; G protein-coupled receptor activity. Gene Ontology annotation, biological process: G protein-coupled receptor signaling pathway.